AACCCGGCAGCCCACAGAAGGAACAAUCCCCCAGAUUACAUGUGUUUGACGGCUGCUGGUACAAUCCUUUCCAUAUGCAAAGAAAAUGACCAUGGAGACAAAAACCCCUCCCGAUCGUCAUGGCUUUCAGAUCGCCAUCAUCUGUAUGCUUCCCCGCCAAGCAGAUGCCGUGAUCGCGCUAUUUGACCACCAGUGGGAGGGUACUGAGGAGGCCUACAGUAAGGCUACCGGGGAUCCCAAUACAUACACCAUCGGUGUUCUCGGCGCGCACAACGUCGUGGUAGCGCAUAUGCCGCACAUUGGCAAGGUCAGCGCCGCUGAAUUUGCCAUGGGUGUGCGCGCCACGUUUCCGGCAAUUCAACUCGCCCUGGUGGUGGGAGUCUGCGGUGGCGUCCCGUCCAGCCCGCAUCAGCGUACGGAAAUAUUUCUAGGAGAUGUUAUUAUCAGCCAGUCGGUCACUGAGUACGAUUUUGGCCGCCAAGACCCGACGGGAUUUGAACCAAAGAACGCUGAAGAAGGGGGAGCGGGCGGUAGCAUACCUCGGUCGAUACAGGCUGUCUUGCGAAAGCUGGGGAUUGACCAUCAUUACAGUCGCCUCCAGGAAGAGACACGUAUAUGGCUCCGGACUCUGCAGUGUCAGCCUCAUGAAAAAUACCAUUAUCUUGGUAUGGGUUCCGACCGCCUCUUCCAGCCAUCAUAUCUUCAUCGCCACCGUGAUCCGUCUACAUGUAGCGACUGCGCAACCGAUAAUGUGUGCGCGGAUGCGACCAAGGCUUCUUGCAGCGAUCUGGGAUGUGACGAGGAUGGUAUUGUGCAUCGCGAAAGGCCUGUUGCCUCUGAUGAGUCGGACCCGAUUACAGCAGGCUUUCCCCCAACUGUUCAUCUCGGUCGGAUAGGCUCAGGGAGCACCGUCAUGAGAUCAGGCAGCCAACGCGACGAGCUUGCUCAUCGCGAGGGACUCAUUGGAUUUGAGAUGGAAGGUACUGGUGUCUGCAAUUUCUUCCCCAGUCUUGUCAUCAAGGGCGUCUGCGACUAUGCCGACUUGCAUAACACCAAGGUAUGGCAGGAUUAUGCAGCAGCUACAGCAGCUGCCUGCACAAAAGCAUUCUUACAGCAUUGGGCAUCAGAAGUCAUGGAAACAGUGGUGGACGUGGCUGGUGAUAGUCCCCGGAAAGACGUCGUGUUCAUGGUGGACAUCCACAGGGACGAUCAAUUUUUCGGACGGAAUGAGAUCAUGGAGGAAUUGGCGACUAAGCUGAAGACACAGGGCCGCGUGGCAAUAUUCGGUUUGGGAGGCAUGGGGAAAACCCGGAUUGCGCUCGAAUAUGCUCGCCAGGUCGCAGAGUCAUCCGUCUCGGUGUACUGGAUCCACGCACCGACAAAGGCUCUAUUUCUCCACGCAUACGAAAGAAUUGCUCAGAAAGUCUCCAUUGUUGGGUACAAGGCUGGUGACCGGGACAGUGCGUAUAUGUUGACGGAAUGGUUUGAAAGCGAUGCCAGUGGGCGGUGGUUCAUUGUGCUGGACAAUGCUGACGACCACGAAUUGUGGUAUGGACCCGAUCGCCUAGCGGACUUGCUGCCAUGCUCCACGAACGGAUCUAUCCUCCUGACAACGUGCGACAAGCGUGUUGGGCUGGAUUUCACUGGUUGUUCAUCUAAGCUGUUGCAGCUAGACCGACUGAACACCGGUCAUGCCCAAGAACUCCUGGCCAGCAAACUGGAAAUCCAAUCAAGCUUGGAAUCCGCGAACGAAUUGGUUGAAGAACUCGGCGGUGUCCCAUUUGCCAUCAUCCAGGCCGCAGCAUUUAUGAAGCACAACCGCAUCGAUGCAGGCGAGUAUCUACAGCUGUACCGGGAAGGCCCUCAGCGGCAGAUAGACCUACUCGGCGAGAAUCUUGAGGAUGGUAUUCCAGAGCUGGGAGGCAACAAGAACCCAAUUGCAACAACGUGGUUCAUCUCCUUUGAGUACAUCGACCGUAAUUUCCCGGCCGCCGGGGAAAUGCUAAGAAGAAUGUCCCUGGUGGAGUCGCAGGCAAUCCCCAUCUUUUUACUGGUGGCGUCGGAAGAUAUCUCUCCGGAUCUGUCCAAGGCACUAGGGACAUUGCAGGCGUUUUCGCUUAUUACACCUAGUGUGACGGAAGCAGGUGAAGUUGCCCAAGGCCAGGUAACAUAUGAUAUGCACCGGCUGGUGCGACUGGCUAUGCGCAUUUGGCUGAAACAGAAUCAGGAGCUACAGCGGUGGACAGCAAGCACUCUCAAGAUCCUGAGUCAAAAGUUCCCCAGCCUUGAUGACUUGAGUUGGCGGGUGGUGAAUAUCUGCAUCGCCUGCAUUCCACAUGCCGUUGCCCUACUUCAAUCUAAUGAGAUACGAUCCACCGGGGAGGAGGAAAUCGCAGCGCCAUUCGUCCCGCAAAAAGGGCUCAACGAUCAUGCAUCUCACGACGUUGCAUGCGGCGAGUGCACUGCAGUUCUGAUGCUCAAACUGGCGAGGGCGUGUAACGCCUCUCUACAUCACCAAGAGGCGGUGGACUGGGCGCUGCAGGCCUUUAAGGUGCGACAGUGGAUCUUUGGCCUGGAACAGGAGUGCACCGUUCAGGCAAUGGUGGAGGCCGCUGGUGCGUUGUAUGCUAACAAUGAGUUCACGAAGGCAAAGGAGCUUGGUCUCGUGGCUUUGGAGCAGUUGGAUAAGAUCCAACUCAGUCAGGCUCUGGAGGCAUACAAAUACGAUAUACUCGGAAUCAUCCAUUCUGAAGAGGGUAUUACCACCGGACUCCAAGAGUAUUUCUUCCGAGCAUUACAAAUUCGACUCCGAAUCUUCCCUCCAGACCAUCCUGCUGUCCUUCGGUCCAGAUCAAUCUUAAGUACGGCCUAUAUCAACGAAGGGCUAUACCCUGAAGCAGAAGCUCUGCUUAAGGAAACACUUGUCGUCUACAACAAGAUCUAUGGGCCCAUGAGCUUUCCUGUGCUACAGGUCAAGUUCAAUCUCUCAUGGCUGUUCCAGCUAUCUGGACGUGUGGAUGACGCUCUGCCGCUGAAUGCAGAGCUCACUGUGGCGCACCCUGGACCCGAUCAAGACCAGGAGUACGAUACCAAUAUGACCAUGAUCCAUUCCGGGAGACUCCUGUUAGAUAUGGGCAGACCAGCUACAGCAGUUCAAACCUUCCAAAAAGCUCUGAGUCUGAUCACCGAUGUCAAAGCAGGAACUUCCAUGGAGCUUGACGCCAUCAAGGGACUAAGUCAGGCACUCACUACCCUGGGUCAUUAUGCCGAAGCUGAACCCCUUCUGGUGCGGCUAGUCAAGUCCUACAUCCGACUAGCAGGCGACCAACAGAUCACUGUCAAGGCAAUGCGAAACUUGGCCGACUUGUACGAAGCCUGGGAAAUGUGUCUCGCGGCACAACCCCUGCGGGAGAAAGUCGCUCAAGUUGAGCAACGCCAUUUCGGCCGUGAAAGCGCCACUGCCUGUCUGAGUCAAUGUGAGCUGGGUCUAAAUCUCAUCAAGCAGGGAAGACACUCCGAAGCAAAGCCGCACCUGUACACUGCGCUGCAGUACCCCUUGGUAGCGGAUGAUGCCGGAAAGCAGGAGAACGUCAAUCGUAUGAAUUCGAUCGCCAAUGGUCUCACAGAGUGUGGGUUUGAUCGGGAUGAAUAUCUUCUGGAAGCGGAGCAUGUCGCAGUGGAUGCCGUGCAAUUGAUCCGACCACGUAUUAAGAUCCUACCCUAUGUGGCACAGUCCAGCUUACAGAGCCUCGGCCUCGUGUACACACAGCUGGGGAAAGCUGCCGAGUCAGAAGAGCAAUAUCUAGAGGCGUUGGACGUUGUGAGCGGACGGAGUCAGGCCCAAUGGCUGAUGCCGGAGGUGAUGAUCCGAUGCUCCUCUGUCUUGCUCCAGCAAGGAAAAUAUUCCGCUGCGAUGAGCAUGGCUGCCCAAGGCGUAGGAAAGCUUGAAAUGCAUCAUGAGCCCAAAAGGGUAGUUCUAGCACGCGGUAAGGCUAAUCUGGCAACUGCGUAUAUGGAGUCGGGAAACUAUCGUUUGGCCGGGUCGCUCUCUUUGGCCGUCCUAUACGGAGAGUACGAGAAAGCCUGGGACCCGGAUCAAUCGACUGUAUCUUCUCUUCUUCAGACAUUCGGGCUCAUUCAGGAUGUUGCUAAGGUAUUGAACGGCAUGGGGCGGUGGGAGCGGUCACAGCAAAUAUUCGAAAAGAUUCAGGUAAUAUUAGUCCAAUUGCUGGGCACAGCGCAUAUGCGCACUCUUCAAACCGCAUUACUUCUUCGAGAUGCUUUGAACCUGCAGGGCAAAUUCAUGGAUGCCUUGAUUCUUAGUCUGGAGUGCAAAGACUGCUAUUGGCAGCGAGUCCGGCAGGACACAGCGUCCGAGCGGAUGAUGGUGGCCCAAUUGGACAGCGGGAUUGCUUGGGCGUAUCAGGGGCUGGGAGACUAUACGACAGCGGAAGCACUCUCACGUCAGGCGUUGAAGACCAUUACAGAGAUAACCGGUGCAGACAGCCCUGAGUCGCUCCAUGCGGCCGCCAUCCUGGCCACCAUCCUCGUAUCCCAGGGUGGUCCGAAACUGAUGAAGGGUAGUGCUAUUCAACGUCGCGCCGUGGAGACCUGGACCUCACUGGCGGGAGAGAAAUCGCUACAGACUCUUCGCGCAAUGGAGGCGGUAGCCAAGACGAGCGAGAUUCAGGGUGAUCAGGAGCAAUGUCGAGUUUGGACAGAAAGGGUUGCUUCCGUGAAGCAGACCUUUGAGCCCAUUCUUGCAGAGGAUGGGGAGAAAAUUGAUGAUUUGGUGAGGCAGCUCUUUGAAAAAUGGGCUGAGAACGGUGAACAAGUGAUAGAAUCGAUGGACCGACGCAGGAGGAAAGUAUGCACUAUGUCUUUGCCAUAA
This is a messenger RNA of Aspergillus ibericus CBS 121593, 4891 nucleotides long. RefSeq lists its product as uncharacterized. The transcript is spliced from 2 exons. Gene Ontology annotation, biological process: nucleoside metabolic process. The record is from RefSeq and is a predicted model, not a curated record. Gene Ontology annotation, molecular function: protein binding; catalytic activity; ADP binding. The coding region runs from base 86 to 4891 and encodes 1601 amino acids. Lineage: Eukaryota; Fungi; Ascomycota; Eurotiomycetes; Eurotiales; Aspergillaceae.